This is a messenger RNA of Hemibagrus wyckioides, 2614 nucleotides long. RefSeq lists its product as uncharacterized. The transcript has 2 exons. NCBI's taxonomy places the organism in Eukaryota, Metazoa, Chordata, Actinopteri, Siluriformes, Bagridae. Bases 74 to 1459 code for a protein of 461 amino acids. The record is from RefSeq and is a predicted model, not a curated record.
CUCUCUCUCUUUGUCUCUCUCUCUCUCUCUCACAUACACACACAAACACACACACACAGUACAACAAAAGAAGAUGCAUACGCACACUGCUGCUCUUCGCAGGGCAGCACAAAUCUCACAGCACCACAUUUUUCCAAGGACCCUCCUAAUCACAAUUAUCUUUUUUGUGCUCAUGUAUGCAUUUUAUUUUCUCACUGGAUUAAAAAAUAUGACUGAUUACAAGCCCACCGCUUUUUACCCUCACUGGAAAAAGAAGCAGCCACCCUCGAUGGCAUGCGGUGUGCCAGUAGAAAAUGACCCAAUCAUUAAUGUGACCAAUCUUAAAACAUAUAUGGUCAGCUCGUACAUUGAGCACCGCCAGAAGGUGAAAAUGAUACGGACAAUUGCUAUAGUGCUUCGUAGUGAAAAUGCAGAGUAUAACUGCUUGUUGUGCUGCAACGGAAGAACUUUGCCAGUAUCUGCUAAUUACAGCAUUCACUCUGAUCACUUUGGCUUUGAAUACGGCACUGCUGAUAUUACCUGCCAAAUACCAGAAAUGUGUCCAACACCAACACAUGUGGCUAUCACUUCCCGAUCACCUAAAGAAGAUGGAUCCUUGCAGGACAUUCACGCCUUCCAACCUAUUAGGAAUCAGCAGAAACAGGAAGUCUUUCCCUAUGAAUUCACAGUUUGCAUUUCUACCAUGUUUGAUUAUGUAAAUAUAUUGAUGCUUGUGCAGGCCAUGGAGAUGUUCAAGAUACUCGGCGUCCAAAGGGUAGCUAUUUACAAAACCAGCUGCCAUCCUGUCACGCAGAAGGUCCUGAAUUAUUAUGUCAGGCAGAACUUUGUGGAGAUCAUCCCUUGGCGUGUAUCGUCCUACAUAAAUGUGUCCAGAGGCUGGAAGAAGUCAGUCUCACCUGGGGAGUUACACUACUUUGGGCAAAUUGCAGCACUUAAUGACUGUGUGUAUCGUUACAUGUACCAGAGUCACUAUGUAGCUCUUCAAGAUUUGGAUGAAUUCAUUCUGCCUUUGAAUUUAGACAACUGGAAAGAGCUCCUGCCUGAAUUGGAGAGGAAAUACAAUCUGGAGGUGGGCUUUGAGUUCGAGAAUAAUUUUUUUCCUGUUUCCAUGAAGGAUCCAAGACCUAAGUAUUCACCAGACUCCUGGAAGAAGGUUAAGGGAGUAAACAUUUUAGAAUAUGUUUAUAGGUUAAGCAAUGAUCCUACAAGGUUCAAUGAUUUCAAAGUUAUUGUAAAUCCUCGUCUAGUAUUUACAACUACAGUCCAUGGAUUUUUGCAAUCAAUGAAUGGGAGUGUGAGAGUGAACCAUGAAAUUGCUCGCAUGUAUCAUCUGAGGGACAUUCAGAGGGAUGAUGUGGUAACACAUUUCCACAUACGGGACACACGUCUCAGGGACUAUGCAGACAGACUGAUACCUGCUGUAUCUAAAGUGCUUCAGAAAGUGCUGGGCAUUUACUAAAGUGUAAAACAAAUCUGUGAUGACUAUGGUCAUGAUAUGGUAAGAGUAAAAAAGAAAUUUUAUAUGAAAAUGCCAGGGCACUAUUUAAAAAUACCAAGUGCACUCCAAGAAAUUUAGUUGGAGAGAAGUUUAGCUGAAGUGUACAAAACAGGAAGCAGUACACGCCCAAUAAGAAUUAUUUCACUGUCAUUUCCUCAUUCUGUUUUAUACAGGAAAUGCCAGCACCUGCCACCAGCAGAGCCUUAAGUUUUAAUGUUUCUCUAAGCAUUUAUUCAGGAAGUCGCGAAUGUUCAGCAUGUUGUCAUGCACAAAUGUCCACUGGCACAAGAGUUGCAAAAAUACAAAGCCAACAAAAAUUAUCUGAUUAUUCUAUUUUCAGAUUUUUUAUCCUAAUUAUUAUGUCAGAUGUUUUAUUUUCAGCUGCUGAUUCCUGUCAAUCUAAUUACUAAAAAUUCCAUACAAAUUUUACAUUUAAAAAAAAAAUAUAUUAAAAACAAAAUGUUUACACUUCUCGACAGAGAGAAAUUAAAUUAAUUGUUUUCCUCAAUGCCUAAUUGACUCAAAUGAGUCAAUGUUAUCAAAACUGCAACAGAAAACACAAAACGCCCUGUUAAGCGCUGUCAGGAGCAUGCCUAGCCAAUCAGAACACUAGACAAAACUUUAUUACCGGUUCCGGUAGUUUAACAACAAUGGCGCGUCGUGUGAAAGCGAUGCCCUUGACAUGGGAAAAUUUCAUUGUAGAAUGUAGAAGUCCGACCGGGUCUCUUCCAAAACCUCCAUCGCUUUGUGUGUGGUCAGAGUUUUGUAUGCAGCAGCAGUGAGCUUCGUAUUACAUUCCGGCCCUCUGUUCAUGAACGUAAUGUGUGAAUAAGUGCGUGUGUAUGUGCACGCAUGUAAAAAGUCCAGUAAACAACGUUAACACUGUCACUAGUUUACGUAAGUCUGCUAUUGCACAAAAUAUCUUCAUAAACAAAGCUGACGUCAAAUCAAGGAGACCGGCACACAGACAAUGACGUCAAAAUCCCCGUUCCCCCCGUCCACACAACACCACUGAAAACGGAGCUUUGGAAAAUCUUCACUUUGGAAGGAGUUUUCCAAAAGCUCCGUUUUCAAUGACCUCAAACUGCAUUAGUGUGUGGACGAAAGGUCAAAACA